CACUUUAGCAUUGCUAAGGGCCAAUAGACACACUACAGGUUAAUGCUAGCACCUAGCUAGCUACUUUGUGUAUUACACUUUAGCAUUGCUAAGGGCCAAUAGACACACUACAGGUUAAUGCUAGCACCUAGCUAGCUACUUUGUGUAUAACACUUUAGCAUUGCUAAGGGCCAAUAGACACACUACAGGUUAAUGCUAGCACCUAGCUAGCUACUUUGUGUAUUACACUUUAGCAUUGCUAAGGGCCAAUAGACACACUACAGGUUAAUGCUAGCACCUAGCUAUCUACUUUGUGUAUUACACUUUAGCAUUGCUAAGGGCCAAUAGACACACUGCAGGUUAAUGCUAGCACCUAGCUAGCUACUUUCUGUAUUACACUUUAGCAUUGCUAAGGGCCAAUAGACACACUACAGGUUAAUGCUACCAAUAGCUAGCUACCUUGUAUAAUACAUUACACCUUGUUAUCUUAUUAUUUUACUGUGUUGAUUAAUUGAUGAUAUUGAUUAAUGGUUUAUGUAAAUAACUAAGCAAAAGGCCUCUAGUUUCAGAUGACAGAUGGAUAGAUAUAUUGAUAGAUAGAACGAUUGAUAGAUGGAGCGAUAGAUGGAUAGAUUUAUUGAUAGAUGGAUAGAUAUAUUGAAAGAUAGGGAUAGACAGACAGACAGACAGAUGAACUUUCUUGAUCUCAAACUGGGAAUAUCCGGUGUUACAGCAGCAGGAAAACACUUACAGUAAAACUAUAGAAGAAUAAGGAAUAUAAAUAUAAUAGUUUGUUUCAUUGAUUUUUUUAUGUAUAGUGCUAAUUUAAUAUUUUGGGGUUUGGUGGGAGUUGAAGGUGUCACCACCUUGAGCUUUAGGAUCAGAACCAGAAACACUUAAUUGAUCCAAAGUGGACAUUUGAUUUUGUUGUAUUUGAUCCAACCGAGUAUAGAAAGGAUAUUGUGAUGGUCAUUUUCUAUCAGCUUGUGAGUUUCAGAGUUUCUGAAUUAAAAUGUUGUCAUGUUCCAACGAAUACUAACAGGAUUUAGGUUUUCGUUUUAGUUUUAAGUUACACUUUUGUUACCAAUUAACGUAAGAUAACUAAAACUGAUGUUAGCUAAUGAGAACGGAGAACAAGAAAUCAACCUGCAUUUGAGUUUUUCUGUUUGUUUGCACUUUCCUGGUUGUGUCAUCUGCACAAAACAAACCUUCAAAAGCAGGUACUUGAGUUUUCAAAAGUAUUAAAUUGAAGUAAAAGCAAACUGGAUAUGUCUGACUUAAAUUUCAAAGGGUUUUAUGUGUAUAUAUAUAUACAUAUAUAUGUAUAUAUAUAUACAUUUGUAAAAAGGGCCAGCUGACUGUGGGAGGCAGGAUAGAUGGAUGGAUGGACAGAUGGGUUUUUCUGUUAAUCAUUAAUAACCUGGAUUAGCCCCCAGUCCUCUGUCAAUAUGAAGAAUGCAUCCACGGCUUCAUGAGCUCUGCCUUCCCACUAUAUUAGUCUGAGGCGGCUCUAUGGGGGUUAUCGACAGCACAGAGAGUUUAUGCCUUUAGUUUUGUUUUUUAUAGUUUGUGGCUAAAGUGAGCAAAAUGCUGAAGAUGGUGUUGGUGAUCAUCUCCUGGACUUGUGUGAAAGAAGGAUUGACAACCAGUUUUUAAGGAUUUAUUUGUGUUCAGAGUCGCUCAGGACAAAUGAUCUGCAGACUCCCUGAGGUGUUUUUCUUUUUCUUUUCUUUGGUUGAUUUUAUCAUUUAAGUUUCUUUUUAAUUCCUCGUUCACAAUGCCGAUGAAACGCAGCAGCGAGAGUUCGGGCAGAGACGGAGUGUUUCUCAUUCACUCCCUGACCAAGACUUUCUGCAGCUCGCCGGAGGGAAAACACACCGAUUUCGAUGGACAGACACUUUUUCCUCAGGAAGAUGAUUCCGGGAUUAAAUCAGCUGAGGACAGUAACGAGACGCCGUCCUCCGAGGAGGAACAGGACCUGGUGGACUUCAACGCAGACCUGACCAUCAAACAAAGCAUCUCCUCCUCCUCCUCCUCCUCCACCUUGAGGAAGACCAUCAGUCAGAUCAUCAAGGACAAGAAGAAGCAGACGCAGCUCACUCUACAGUGGCUGGAGGAGAACUACAUCGUGUGUGAAGGAGUGUGUCUGCCCCGGUGCAUCCUCUACGCCCACUACCUGGACUUCUGCAGGAAGGAGAACCUGGAGCCGGCCUGCGCUGCGACAUUCGGAAAGACGAUUCGGCAGAAGUUUCCACUCCUGACGACGAGAAGACUCGGCACCAGGGGACACUCCAAAUAUCAUUACUAUGGAAUCGGCAUCAAAGAGAGCAGCGCGUACUAUCACUCUGUGUAUUCUGGAAAAGGUUUGACCAGAUUUUCUGGGAGCAAACUCAAGAAUGAGGGAGGCUUCACCAGGAAAUACUCUCUGAGCUCCAAGACGGGGACGUUGCUCCCGGAGUUCCCCAGUGCUCAGCAUCUCCUGCUGCAGGGAAACGUCUCCAGAGAAAAGGUGGACACUCUGAUCAUGAUGUAUAAAACGCACUGUCAGUGCAUCCUGGACAACGCCAUCAACGUCAACUUUGAGGAGAUCCAGAAUUUUCUGCUCCACUUCUGGCAGGGAAUGCCCGACCACCUGCUGCCGCUGCUGGAGAACCCGGUCAUAGUCGACAUCUUCUGUGUCUGUGACUCCAUUCUCUACAAGGUUUUAACAGAUGUUCUGAUUCCUGCUACGAUGCAGGAGAUGCCAGAAAGUCUGCUGGCAGACAUCCGCAACUUUGCCAAACACUGGGAACACUGGCUCGCCUCGUCCCUGGAAAACCUCCCGGAGUGUCUCGCGGCCAAGAAGCUCCCCAUCGCGCGGCGCUUCGUCUCCGCCCUGAAGAGACAGACCUCGUUCCUUCACCUGGCACAGAUAGCCCGUCCGGCUCUGUUUGACCAGGCCGUGGUGACCAGCAUGGUGUUGGACAUCGAUAAUGUGGAUCUGAGCAGCAUCAGCUCACAGCCUCUGCUCAGCGUGAACGCUGCCGGAGACCCGGACCCGGACAUCUACACUGAGUACGACUCCAUCACCGUCUUUCAGGAGCUGAAGGAGCUGCUGAGGAAAAACGCCACGGUGGAGUCGUUCAUCGAGUGGUUGGACUCCGUCGUGGAGCAUAAAGUCAUCAAGCCCGGGAAGCAGAGCGGUCGGACGGUGAAGAAGCGAGCUCAGGACUUCCUGCUCAGGUGGAGUUUCUUUGGCGCCAGAGUGAUGCACAACCUCACGCUCAACAACGCCUCCAGCUUCGGUUCUUUCCAUCUGAUCAGGAUGCUGCUGGACGAGUACAUCCUCUUGGCUCUGGAGACCCAGUUCAACAACGACAAGGAGCAGGACCUGCAGAACCUGCUGGACAAGUACAUGAAAAAUGCAGAUGCCAGCAAAGCGGCGUUCUUGGCCUCGCCCAGUUCCUGCUUCCUCGCCAAUCGCAACAAGGCCAACGCAGCGGCCGUCGACCAGUCGGUGAAGAACGAGUCCCUGGCGGAACACGCCUACAUGUCGCUGUCCGCCAGUCAGCAGCAGAGUCUGGAGACGAAUGCACUCAUCUACCAGGGCGCCGAGGCAGCCGGGUUCACUGUUUCAGGUGGUCAGUUGGACUUCUCUCAGGUCGGCUGCCCCCUCAUGACGCCCCCCAUCUCCCCGGCGGCGUUGGUGCACCGGGGCUCCGUCAUCAACCAGGGGCCCAUGGCGGGGAGGCUCCUGACGUCGACCACGUCCUCCUCCACCUGCUCGUCCUCCCCCUCUUCCUCCUGCCUCUCCUCGCUCGGCGCAAUGACCCAGCCCGGCCCCUGCUCUUCCUACUCGGAGACCCUGUACCACUGCUUGGCUCAGACCAGCCCCGGUUACUUCCCUCCAGCCAGUAGCUCCUCGACCUCCAACUACCAGCCCCCACCCAGACCUCAGACCCAGAAUCAGUGUCUGGCUCCGGUCCAGUCGCAGACCUCCUCCCUGGCCUUCCAGCUCGCUCGGUACCCGUCCUUCAACGACCAGCAGCUGACCAAAGACUUGUUCUACAACCUUCACGCUGCCUCGGUCCACCCCUCGUCCGGCGGCGCCAACUGCUCCCUGACGCCGUACGGCUCUGCUGCGGUUCGACCCGCGUCCGACUACAGCUCGGGCUCGGACCCGGCGCAGACCGAACAGGGGCUGGACGCCCAGAUCCUGGACUCGGCCGAGGGGUUCGGCUUCGUGGGGGCCGGGCUGAACCCCUCGGGCGGCGGGUGUCAGGGACAGACGUACUCUACCACGGGACACAGUGGUUACUACGGCAACGGCGGUUACCUGGACGCCCAGCGGAUGACGUCGCUGGUCGACCAGCACGUGUCGGUCAUCAGCAGCGUCAGCAGCCUGCGCCCCUUCCCCUCGGCGUACUCCGAGGUCCACGACCCGCUCAACAUCCUGGACGAGCCGGGGCGGAAGACGACGGGAGCCUAUUUCACGGAGGCGGAAACCGGAGCAGAUCAUUCGCUCCCCUCGUCGGGAUCCGCCCCCUGCAUGUUUGGCCUUCCGUCCCCGUUCGCCUCGCAGGAAGCGCUGUUGUCUCAGCAGCAGCAGCAGCAGCAGCGUGUCACGUCGUCUUCGGAGGUGCAGGACCUGGUGUCCUCGCUGCCUCCCAUCAACACCGUCUUCAUGGGCGCGGGGGGAGUACAGUGACGACGGGAAACUUAAAAGAUCGUCUGACGCGCGGAGUCCAGCUCCUGAAACGUACGUAUGCACCGGCGCUAUCGGACGUUUUUGGAGGGAAAAACCAGUGACGGUCGCUGACGUGGACAAUUAAAAAAACGAUGACAUCUGAACUCUGAGGUACAGUAUGAAGACACACUAUGAAUUAACACAAUAUAAAGACUUUUAUCUGGAAAACGCACCUACAUGACACCAUGUCAACUGUUUUAAUUACCACUGUAAUGUACUGGAGUUAUAGAUAUAGAAAAUUUAUUUAUUGGCAUGAAAAUGUGCGUUAUUACUGAUUCAGAUAUUUAUUCUACAUCUACAAAAGUAUUUUUCGAUGAUGAAUUUGUCCAGUUUUGAGAGAAAAACUUUUUUUUUGCUUUUGUUCUGACUCGAUGCCUUUAGGGCUUCCAUUUCUUCUCUCUGCGGGAAUUCUUGUAAAUAAUAAAGCCUUGCGA
This is a messenger RNA of Scophthalmus maximus (turbot), 5139 nucleotides long. It is a transcript of the gene rfx6, whose product is annotated as regulatory factor X, 6. NCBI's taxonomy places the organism in Eukaryota, Metazoa, Chordata, Actinopteri, Pleuronectiformes, Scophthalmidae. The record is from RefSeq and is a predicted model, not a curated record. The transcript has 20 exons. Gene Ontology annotation, molecular function: DNA-binding transcription factor activity, RNA polymerase II-specific; RNA polymerase II cis-regulatory region sequence-specific DNA binding. Gene Ontology annotation, biological process: regulation of transcription by RNA polymerase II. Bases 1757 to 4666 code for a protein of 969 amino acids.